Molecule: messenger RNA, 4259 nt
Organism: Saccostrea cuccullata (small rock oyster)
Lineage: Eukaryota; Metazoa; Mollusca; Bivalvia; Ostreida; Ostreidae
Product: ankyrin-3-like
Exons: 1
Coding region: 11-3187 (1058 amino acids)
Molecular function (GO): protein binding
Source: RefSeq, a predicted model, not a curated record
CCUAAUUAAAAUGUAUCCCAUGUUGGUCCAAAGCCAUACUGAUAUGCAAGAGAAAACGUUGCUGCAUUGGGCUGCUUUUUCUGGACAAAUUGCUAUGUUUGAAUAUGUAUUACAUUUAUUUGAAAAUGAUAAGAAAGUCACUUUAACAGAUUCUCAAAAACCUACUAUAGAUAGAAAAAAUUCUAUGGGUGAAACAAUCCUUCAUACUGCAUGUUCUGGUGGUCAUGAGGACUUAAGUAAACAUCUAAUAAACAGGUAUCCUCAUCUGCUAAAAGUCACGGACCUAAGGCUUGAAAAUGUUCUUCAUAAAGCAGCAAGGGGUGGAAGCUUACCUCUUUUCCAGUUUCUAUUGGAUAAAGAUAAAGAUUUAAGAAUUGACGAGAAAACAAAUAGUGGAAGAACUGUUUUGCACAUGUGUUGUUUUGAGGGUAGAAAAGAUAUAUGUAAAUAUCUUGUCAAUAAUUAUCCCUGUUUAUUAGAUAUCACUGACUAUUAUGGAUGGACAGUUUUGCAUGCAGCCUGUCUUGGUGGAAAUGUUGACAUAAUUGACUUCCUGGUAGCAAAAGGCAUGUUUAUACAUGAACUACCAAAUGAUAAAGAAAGUGCCCUGUACAUCGCUUGUAGGUAUGGUCAAUAUCCUGUGUGUGAGUACCUUAUACAUAAUUAUCCCCAGUCGCUAGAUGUCAUGGACGAAACUAUUUCUGUUUUACACCGCGCAGCCUGGGAAGGUUAUAUUGACAUCGUUAAUUUGUUGGUUGAGAAAGGAUGGGACGUCACAUCUGUAACAAGAACUGGAAACACAGUUUUACAUCUCUGCUGUCUCAAUAGUCAAAUAGAAAUGUGCCAGUAUUUGAUUAAUAAUUAUUCUAAUUUAUUACGUGUUAGAGACGAUAAAGGUUGGACAGUACUACAUUCAGCUUGCAAGGGAGGAAACGAAGAAAUAGUUUCUUUAUUGAUAACAAAGGGUAUUGAUAUCGAUGCAUUGACAAAGGAUAGUAAAAAUGCUUUGCACAUUGCUAGUCUUAAUGGUAAAUAUCAAAUCUGCCAGUACUUAGUCAAUAACUAUAAACAUUUAUUGAAAAACAAAGAUAAGUACGGUAAUUCAGUUUUACAUUGUGCAGCAAUGGGAGGUGAUGUUAAUGUCUUAGAGAUGUUGAUUAAAUUUGGUUCGAACAUUAGCACGCUUACAAAUGAGGGAGAAACAGUUUUGCAUGUCUGUGGUCUACAUGAAAAGAUGAAAGUGUUUACAUAUCUAAUCGACAAUUUUCCUGAUUUAUUGGAAGUAAAAGACAAAUAUGGAUUCACAGUGUUACAUUCAGUUUGCAAAGGUGGGAAUACAGAAAUGAUUCCCUUACUUAUCACAAAGGGUUUAGACAUUCUUGAGUUGACAAACGACACACAAAAUGUUCUCGAAAUUGCUUGCCUAAGAGGUAAGUAUGAUACAUGUGAGUACUUACUAAAAUAUCAUCCACAAUUACUGAAUGUUAGAGAAUCUCUUCUACAUAGCACAGUUAUCGCUGGUAAUGUUGAAAUAGUGAAAUUGCUAAUUGAGAAAGGGAUUCACAUCGAAUCUUUGAAUAACAAAGGUGAAACAGUUUUGCACGUGUGUUGUCGUAGAGGUAAAAUAAAAAUGAUAAAUUAUCUUGUCAAUAAUAAUGAAAAUUUAUUGGAUAUCAAAGACCCUGAUGGAGGGACAGCAUUACAUUCAGCUUGCAAAUUUGGGGAUAAAAAAGUUGUCUCCCUUCUGAUCAGGAAAGGUGCAAAUAUCAAUUCACUGACUAAAUCUGGUAAAAGUGUUCUCCAUAAUGCUUGUUUGAAUGGUAAGUUUGAUGCUUGCAAGUAUCUAAUUGAUAAUUAUCAACAAAUACUUAAUGUCAAGGAUAAGCUUGGGAAUACUGCCUUACAUGAUGCAGCCUUUGGAGGCAAUGUCGAAAUCGUAAAAUUAUUGAUUGAAAAAGAAAUGAAUGUCAAAACGCUACGAAACAAUGGAGAAACAGUUUUACAUCUAUGUUGCCGUGGGGGUAACCUUGACCUUUGUAAGUAUCUGCUUAAUAAGUAUUCCUUCUUACGAGAAAUCAGGGAUAAUGAGGGAUGUACAGUAUUACAUUCAGCUUGCAAGAGUGGAAAUGUAGAUUUGUUCUCUUACCUUGCUGCAAACGGUUUGGAUAUCAAAGCAUUGACAAAAAAUGGCGCAAAUGUACUCCAUAUUGCUUGUCUUCAUAGCAGUUAUAAAAUUUUUGAAUAUCUAUUUAAUAAUUGUCUACAGUUACUGGAUAUCAGCGACAAACAAGGACGUUCUGUUUUAGAUAAUGCGGUCAUUGGAGGAAACAUUGCCAUUGUAAAGAAGUUGAUUGAUAAUGAGUUAAGCGUUGGAUCUGUACGAAAAAACAACGAAACGCUUUUACAUUUUUGUUGCCGUGAAGGUAAAUUAAAAAUGUGUAAGUUUCUUGUCAAUAAGUGUCGUCAUUUGCUUCUUCUAAGGGACAAGCAAGGGAAAACUGUGUUACAUUCAGCUUGUGAAGGGGGAAGCGUUGAGACUUGUUCUUUUCUACUUGAAAAAGGUAUGGACAUUAAUGCAGUUACAAAUGGACAUGAGAGUGUUCUUCAUAUUGCUUGCCAAAAUGGCCAAUAUGACUUGUGUGGUUUCUUAAUCGACAAAUUUCCUAGUUUACUUAGAUUUUUGGACAAAGAUGGUAGAUCAGUUUUACAUGAUGCAGCCAUGGGUGGUAAUAUCGAUAUUGUUAAGCUUUUGAUUGGGAAAUGGAUAGAUGUCAGAAAUGCAGAUGAAGAUGGAGAAACAAUAUCUCAUUUCUGUUGUAGCCAUGAGCAUUUGACGAUAUGUGAGUAUCUUGUCAAUUGCUAUUCAGAUUUACUACAUUUAAGAGAUCGUAAAGGUUGGACAGUGUUACAUUCAGCUUGUAAGGGUGGAAAUGUAGAAAUAAUCUCAUAUCUUGUAGAUUGUGAAAUAAAUAUUAAUGAUCUGACCAAUGAUGGAAAAAGUGUUCUUCAUAUUGCUUGUCUUUAUCAUAUGUAUGAUGCAUGUGAAUUUCUCCUUAUAGAAUAUCCCCACCUCUUGGAUGUUGAAGACUGUAAUGGUAAUACGGUUUUAGAGUCAGCGUUUGAGGCAGGGGAUAUAGAUAUAAUAUGUUUUCUUAGCAGUAAGAAAAAUGUUAACAAUAUUGCUUAGAGAUUCGAAAUUAUGUUAAAAAGUUUAUAUGAGUUACUAGCACACUAUUCAAAAAUGACACCCUUUCAGAUGAUAUCCUUUCGUUGAUAAUAUUAAAACUAUAUAUUGUGAAAGCUAAACAAAAAACAAAACAUAGGAAAUUACUACUUUUUGUGUGUGGAAAAUAUACAAACUGGAUUUUUAAAAUUAAAUUGUGCUAUUAAUUUAUUUUUAUAAAUGCUUAUAAGUGUGGUUAUGUUUGGUAAAUGAUGUAUUGAUCAUUAAGUGUAUUUCAGGUAUAUAUGGGUAUAUGUAAACAAUAUAAAUAUGGUUAAAGCCUACAUUUGUUAUUAAAAGUUGGCUCUACAAUUUUCUUGUAUAUACCAGUGUAUAACCCUUAUGUUACUAUUCAAUUUAGGAAGUUGUUGUAUUUCAUAAAUUACUUAAUGUUUAAAAUAUUGAUAUAAGUAGAGAGAGAGAGAGACAUGCUUCAUGUUUAUAUUUUAUAAUGUUCAUAUCACCAAAAAUAAUAACCAUGUUCUUUAAAUUAUUAAUAAUGACCAAAAUAUUAUAUUUUUGUGUAGUUAUAAGUAUAUGAUGCAAAAUGAAUUUCAAAAUUAUCCUUUGAAUGCAUGACACUUGUGCAUCAUAAUUUGCGUGUUUUUCAAUGGUACGGAUAACCUUAGGCGCCGGAACACCUGGAAUCAUCUCUAUUCCACAUGUUUGUAUUUAAUUUACAUUGAUGUUGUACUAUCUCAAUAAAUGAAAGCAUUAAAAUUUGAUUUUUGGCUCACCUCAACGACGUUGUGAUACCUUAGGUGUCGGCGUCCAAGUUUUAAGUUUUUGGUGCAGUUUUUAAAGUAUCUUUAUGCCCUACAUGAAUCAGAUAUGCAUGAAGGAUGCUUCUAGUGUGUUUUAUUUUUACCAACCAAGGUUUCAGAUGCUGCAAUUUCAGCAAAGAAUUGACCAGUUUGAUGUUUUUGGGACAGGUUAAUGUUUUGGCUCGAGUCUCAUUUCCAAGUAACUAUGAGCCCUAUGUUACCCAAACUUGCAAGGAUGCACGCUACCGAGCUUGCUUCGGAUGCUUGAUCUG